AUAAUCUAGCCUUAGGAACUCUCAGUGAAAACCAUUUACAUUCACCGACACCGUCUCAUAAUUAAUCAGAUUCAACAUGGAGUUUCCAGAUCUAGGGGAAAGGUGUUCGAUCCAGGAUUGCAAGCAACUGAAUUUUUUACCAUUUGUAUGCAAUCAUUGCCACAAUAUCUUUUGCAAAGAACAUUUUCACAUUGCCACUCACAAGUGCACAGGUAUCCAGGACAAUGUUGCUAGCACUAAACCUAAAAUCUCGAGUUAUGUGUGCUUCGAUGAGUCCUGCAAAGAAACUUCCCCCAUUGAAAUGCUGUGCGUCAAGUGCCAAAAACAUUUUUGCUUGCAACACAGAUAUCACGGGUGUCUAGAGUAUUCUAAUGAAGAAAAGACAACAAAGUUGAAAAAGUGGCAAAUACCAAAGAAACAAUUUGCAGAAGCAAAAGCUAUAGUGGAUCAGGAAAUUACAGAUACUUUAAACAAAUCUAAGAACACUGCAUUGGCCAAUAAAAUAAGACUUAUGCGUAUAAAAGGUUCUGCUGUUGGCCAUAAAAAUGUACCAAUGAAUGAACGUUGUUACUUUCUUGUAUAUCCAUCGACUAAAAUAUCUAACACAAAUAUAGGACCAUCGAAAGGUAUUUAUGUAAAUGUGAAUUGGACAAUUGGGAAAGCCAUAGAUUCAAUGGCUGGUAUACUUAAAUUAUCUAAUAAUAAUAAUGGAACAGGAGCAUCUAGAUUACAGUUGUUUCAUCAUGCAACAGGUGCACUGAUUUGCAAUGAAAUGGAUACUCUACUAACAAAGUUGUUAGGGAACUCUGAACUUGUUGAUGGGCAAAGUGUGAUUUUAGAAUAUUCAGAUGGCAUGUCUGUAGAUACAUCUUUGUACAAAUGAAAUUAUUUAGAAUAAAUAAU
Messenger RNA from Dufourea novaeangliae, 903 nucleotides. RefSeq names its product AN1-type zinc finger protein 1-like. The record is from RefSeq and is a predicted model, not a curated record. Gene Ontology annotation, molecular function: zinc ion binding. The transcript has 3 exons. Lineage: Eukaryota; Metazoa; Arthropoda; Insecta; Hymenoptera; Halictidae. Bases 77 to 883 code for a protein of 268 amino acids. Gene Ontology annotation, cellular component: cytoplasm.